Rubroshorea leprosula is the source of this 956-nucleotide messenger RNA. Lineage: Eukaryota; Viridiplantae; Streptophyta; Magnoliopsida; Malvales; Dipterocarpaceae. The record is from the annotation of a GenBank genome assembly.
AUCCAGUGUCUUUGCAAGAAACUUCAAUAAUGCCAACUAGAAGGAAAGAAUAUGGUAUUUUUGUUUCUAGGAUAAUAUGAUUAGAUGGCCUCUCACUGAAAAUUAUAUGUGCUUAUGAAAUGUUCCUCAAAUUAAUGUGGAGAGAUCAAGUGAUCUGACUUUUUCUUCGUAAAAUUUUUAGGAUGGUAGGAUAGCCUUGUUCAAGAAAGUGGUCAAUGUUCAAACUGCAGAUCCCAAAGAUAAUUGGCAGAGGAAAGGCUGUACAUUGGCAAUUGUGUUUUGUGGUACUCACAGCUGUAACAAAGCAUUGGGCUUUAGAAUUUGGUGGGACACUGAGAAAUGAAUACUGUGCCAAUUGCCUCUCACAUUUGGGCGGGGAAAUUGUUGCUAUGAAAACACCCAACCCACCCUAUGAAGAAGAAAACUCCUUGCUCAUGUUGUAAGUAUUUUCGGACGCCAAUUGCAAAGAAAGCUACUGGAAUGAAUUUUUUUUCCCUUGGCUUCUGAUUUAAGAACCUGGAUGAAGGGCUAUACUGUGGUACUGGAAUGGAGAGAUGAUGUCUGAUGCUGAUGACCACCUAAUCCCGGCUAUGAACAUCCAAGAUCCUUAUCUUUUCUUAGAAGGAUAGUUCCAGGACAUCUGAAUUGUAAAAAUAUGAGAAUUGAGAUGGUGAGUCAAGGAAUUGCUUUUGUUGUUAGGUCUUUGAACGCAAGAAAUGUGAGGUGUAAUUGUGAGAAUUGAGAUGUUCGAGUAGUGGAAUUGCUCCUGUUGUAGGACUUGUAACAGUAUACAAUACAGAAUAAGGGAAACCUGAACUAGUCAGUGAGAAUUUAGAUGGUUAGUGGAAUUGCUAUUGUUAGUGCUGAAUACUAAUGUUGUAAGGAAAAAAAAAAAAUUUUCGGCCUUUAAUGUUGUAACUGAGGAUUCAAUUAGACAAUAUACCGAACUACCUGUU